This is a messenger RNA of Euleptes europaea (tarantolino), 2916 nucleotides long. Its product is annotated as collagen alpha-1(I) chain-like. The record is from RefSeq and is a predicted model, not a curated record. NCBI's taxonomy places the organism in Eukaryota, Metazoa, Chordata, Lepidosauria, Squamata, Sphaerodactylidae. The coding region runs from base 1 to 2916 and encodes 971 amino acids. The transcript is spliced from 8 exons.
AUGGGGAUCGCCUCGCCGGCUGGCUUCGCAAGGAGGCUUCGCUUGGGGACCCUCCUGCCCUGCAACGCGGGUGGGCCUCGAAGCCGGAUUCGAAGCGAGCCGCUCACGGGUGCGCUGAAGUGGUGCGAGACCUUUCCCGAUCCGGAGCCCAAGCCGGAGGAGAGGGGCGCGCGCAAUCCUGCACGCCCAGGCCGGCCGCGCGCUCCAGCCUCCCCAGGGCGACGAGAACCGCGGCCCCCCACGUCCAGCCCAGGCAGUGGCCGGCUCUCCCCUGCCAGCGCGGAGGCUUCGCUUCUUAAGAGCGCUAUAAUCCGGAUUUCAGGCCGCCCGAAGAAAGGCCUCUGCAUCGGCGGCCGGACCGCCCGGCCCAGUUCCGGGAGGCGCCCGUUCCUCUCCAGGGACCGCAGGUCGGGCCUCCUCGGCCCGGCUCGGGCGCUCGUUGACACGAGACGGGCCUUUCCCGGGCUGGGCUUAGCCCCACCGGAUGGAGGCCCGCCCUCCCCGCGGGGCUGCCCUGUGCUCCGUCGGACAAAGGGGGGAAGGGAGGGGGCGGGCUUCGGGGCCCCCUACCCUGCAAGAGGGGGCCGGCCGGGGAAAGCCGCCUCCGGCCGCCCCUCUCCAGCCGAGCCGGUGGCCCACGCAGGGCCGCGGGGCCACGCGGGAGACGCAGCCAACUUUCCGGCCGGCAAAGCGCUCGGCGUCCUGGGGGCCGCUCCCCUCCACGCUGCCUCGACUGACCUGCCGCGAGCCUCUGGAGCCCCGGGCGCGGCAGCCGGACUCUGCGGCUUCCAGCGCCGGGCAAGAGAGGCGCGGCCGCGGCCCCCCAGCCGCACCAAGGCGGGCGAGCGCCGGCGUCUCAGCCCCGACGGCUGGAAGCCCCCGAGGGGCCCCGGCUGCCCGCGCGGCCCCAGGCCGGGACGCCCCCUCUGCCCCCGGAAGGCGCUCCGGCGGGGUAGCUCCGCCAACCGGGCGGGCGGGCGGGCGGGCGGACAGGCGGCGGCAGCGCCCCAACCUCGCCAGGCCGGCCGCUCGCCUCUCAGUGCGGAGCCGGCGGGCUGGACGCUCCCCGUGCGUGUUGGGCGGAUUCCGGCGUCGUCGGCGGGUGCCUUCCAUGGGGCCGCCCGCCCGCCCGCCCCCCCGAGGCUCCCCGCAGGCGACGAGGGUGGCUCCUGCUCGCCCCUUCCGGGCUGGGCGCGCCUUGCCCGGAGCCCCGGCCGGGGCCGACUCCGCUCCGCGCCCCGCCGAUCUCGCUCCUCGCCCCCCGCUGCAGUGUCCGGCCGGCCUUGCGACUCAGCGCCCCCGACGGCUCUGGCCGCCGGCCGGAGAGAGCCACAGCCCGCCAGGCGGGCUCGAGCCAGGGCUGCCUACGCAAGAGGGGGCGGCGGAAGCGGCUCCGAGGGGACGGGAGCCGCCGGCGGCCGGCGCGGCGCCCCACGCUCCCCAAUGGCAGGGCCCUGCCCGACGGAGCGUACGCGCCACCCUGGGACCGCAGGGGAGGAAACCGAGGGCGGGGAGGGAGGCGAGCCCGGGCUGGAGGUGGGUCGGGGGGUGGAGGGCUGCGAUCCUGCGCUGGAGCGAAUGGCUUUGGAUCAGGCCACGGCAGCAACCCGUCCGCGGGAGAGUCCCGGGGCCCACCCCGGCGGCCGCCUCUUCCUUCGCCCUCCCCUGCCCAGAAAGCCGGCAGCCUCCCCCCCCCCCCCGCGGAGGCCCAGACGCGUCUCUUGGGCGGCGGCCAAGAGCGCCUUUGGGACGGCUCCCCUGGCUGCGCCAAAAGUCCCGGCGUUUGGGCAAGAGGAGGAGGGGGGAAACAGGCUUUGCGCACGAUCCUGUGCACCUGCGCUGGAAAGCCAGGUCAGGCGCCUCGCCUCCCCGGGUCCUCUGACAGACAGCCGCGGGAGCAAGCUGGGCGGGGCUCGGCCGGUCCCCGGAGAAGGCAGGGAACCGCGAGGGCCCGAUCCUCCGGGACGUUCUCCUGCGCCAGCCCCCCCUCCCCGCUGGCGCAAGAGGCGCUCGCGACGGAUGGGGCGCAAAGGCCUGCAACACGCCUGCCUGAAAGGGCCCCCGGCAGCCGGACGCCUGGAGCCCCGGGACGGCUGUGGGACUGAGGUCAAGGAGCCUUCGGAUCCUUUUGGCCCCCGGCAAGACAGCCUCGCUCUUCAUUCAGGGGGUUCUCAAAGGGUUUGUGGGAAGGGAUGGGCGGAGACCGGGGACACAGAUGUGCCCCCAGGCAAGAGUGAGUCCCUGGCAGACGUGGUAUCAGAACGCCGGCCUCCAGGAUCCGGCCCCAUGUUCCCUCCCAUGGCUGAAUACAGCACAUCGCUGGCUCAGCAACUCUUUGCUCAAAUUGUCUGUCUGGGUGCUCAAAGAAAACUCCUUGAACUGCAGUUCCCUGAGCUGAAUCUCUGCUUGUUGGUCUGGGUUGCUCGGCUCCAGCCCCGGCAACGGGUGACUUUGUGCAAGCACAAGCAGCUCCUGCCUGAAUACGAAAAUGGAGCCGAGGGCGACCCCGCGGCCCGCAGCCGGCCCGUGGCGGCCGCGGCGCAGCGCGAUCCUGCCGCCGGGCGCGGCCAGGUCUGCGCGCCCCCUCGGCCCCGGGGCCAGGACGUGGCCAGCCGGACGGCGGAGGGAGAGAGGGUGGGCGCUGCGCCCGCCCGCCCCGUCGCGGCUCCCGCCCCAGCCGCCUCCGGGCUGCGGAGGAAUGUCCGAGCGCCGCGCCAGCCGGGCGGGAGGGACUUCGGGGCUGGCUGCGAAGGAGGUGGCUGCGCGGCGGCGGCGGCGGCGGCGGCGGCGGGGGCUGCGGCGGGGGCUGCGGCGGCGGCGGGCGGGGUCGGCGGCCCGCAUGGAGUGAGCGGCGAGAGGCGAGGCGAGAGGCGCGAGAGGCGAGGCGGGCGAGCCAUGCCGCUGCGCGCCCGCUGA